GGUCCAUGGCGGUAGGUUAAACAGAAGAUCAUAUUUUUGUUCCUGUGUCAACGAAAAGAAGAAAAGAAGAGUCGCCAGUGAGACCCUAGAUAAGUUUACAUCAAAGAUAGUUUUCCAAACAUAACGGAAAAGUCUCAUCAUAUCUGACACUAGCCAAACAUCCACCGCUUUAGCAGAACUCAUUUUGAAAAUGGUAAGUCGUUUGACCGAGCUUAUUGCUAAUAGGUGUAAGCAGCAACUGCUAGCUUGAUUCAGUUUUUAGCCGUCGCCAGCCGUCGAGCUUUAAAUUCGGUUACGACUACUUGCUGGACUCGCUAACAUUAACAUAGAAGCAUCAUCUAUCAUUACCAUAACAAUAGUUUUAAAUUUAAGUCUCUAUUAUGAAUUUUAGGACUGCUUGCAGCUUUAUUAUUUGCGUUACCAUCUUGAGGAUAAGCUAGCUAUGCUAGCGCUAAUGAUAAAUGAACGUAACGUCGACAUUGAAGUUACGUCGAGAAAGAAAUGAUCAGCUAAAAACAGGAAUAUCAGAAGGAGCCUGUCAAAGUAUAUAACACGUUUUUAUUGUGAAAAUAAUCUUUACAUUUCUUUGGCUUUUGUUGGUAACUUUGGUGCUCAAGAGGUUUGUUGUCAGCUUCCGUUUCUUUUUAAUUUUCAGACUUAGGUUUAUAAUAUGACGGUUUCUAGAGAACAUUUCACAUUAACAUCAUUGUGCGUGCACAUAAACAAGAUUAAGGAUUUAUGAGCCCCAUGAAUAUUCCAGUUUUAUAUAUUUUUUUUUUAAAAAGUGGAAUUUCAUCACAAUGCCGUACCGGUGUUUCAUAUGUUGAAGUAUCAUUACUUAAAAUAGGGUAAAUGCAAAAUACACCGUCCAGCCAUGACUUUAAGAACACAAGAGCUAUCUGAUGCAAGCAAACAACUAUUCCAUCCCCAUUAUCCCACAAAGCUUCUACAUCCUCAGUGUGUGUGGACAUGGUCAGACAGUUGGGUUAAUCUUCCAUAAGUUAAAUUAUUUAAGUUAUGGUGAUUACUGAGGGGCAUUAAAUGUAAAGAUGUUCAUAAUCUUCUCCCCUCAUGUUUGCAAAUCAAUUGUCUGAUUAUGUCAGUAAAAACAAAAAUUUUUAAGGCUUCCUGAAAGUAAAGUGUAUGUUAGGCCUGUUGUAUUCGAUUGCACAAAUGUUCAUAAUGUUGCUGGUUAGUGUUUAGGCGUUCAGAAACGCAGUGAGGUGACCAGUUUUUUACAUUACUUACCAGCUUGAUACCAGCUACUGUCAUUAUUUACAAGUAACAUGUAAUUGCUUCACAGCCAUUCUUACAGAUAUAACACCAGUGUAUUUUCUACAUUUAUUUGCCUGUAAGAAUAAGAAUCACUUUAUUUUAUCUUCAAAGGGAAAUUCAGUUAUGUAUUAUAUCAACAUUGUAUUAUAUCAACAUUCAAUAAGAUUACUUACCAUCAGUGUAUGUGAAUGCUUACAAAUUUGAUGUGGCAUCAGAUUUGUGGUCUAUAAACUGAAAUAAGACAUUAACAAUUGCAAGGAAUGAAAAGCUGCAUGAAGUUAUUUUAGGUUCCAAUACAAGACACAAAUAGACAGAUACAUUUCUGUUUAAGUUGAGAUGUGUAAAUCUAUUCACAAAUUAUCUGUUGAUCUAUUUUUACUUAUAGGUUGUGUAUGUGUCUGUGCAUAUGCACAACCCUAACUGGUUGAACUGUCUUCCUCCAGAACUCCAAUGUGGAGAAUUUGCCUCCUCAUGUUCUUCGUCUGGUCUACAAAGAGGUUUCAGCUUUAGCAGCAGACCCACCUGAAGGCAUCAAGAUUUAUCCCAGUGAGGAAGACAUAACUGAACUGCAUACAGCCAUUGAAGGACCAGGUACGGAUUGCAAUAUUGAUUUAAUCAAAUGUAUACUGACCAUAGUGGGAAAAAUGAAAAGGUUAAUUAAAUAUUAAAGUGAGUAAAGUCAUUGCUGAGGUAGAAAUGAAUCACUUUAAAUUUCCUAUGACAGCUUUGUCUUGUAUAACACCAUUUUUUUUUUUUUUACAAACAUUUGUAUGCAUUCCUUUAAUUACAUUUUUUGAUAAACAAAUCUGUGUCUGAUGAGCUUAUGCCUAUCCCCAAACUCGGUAAAAUAUUUCAUAAACUGUUUUGCACUAAAGAGAGAUCCUAUCAUCAUGUUAAGGUAACAACACCCCUGACCGUUUUUUUUUUUUUUUUUUCAAUGCAGCAGUCAAUAGGUAGAAAGUAUUCCUAGUCAUGCCUCUAUAAUUAUUGUACAAAGAACUUUAAUGGUUGUCGAGAUGCUGCUUCAUGCUGUAAGACUCAUAAGCCACUCCAGCCACAUGUCUGUCAUUGUCCAUUGUGUCUCUCUUUUCUAGAGGCUCAUUGCUGAAACCCUUGUUGUUUUUAAGUACGCCUUGAAGAACCAGACACUUUUCCUCUUCCUUUCACUCCUCCACAGUGAAGCCUCUGUGCAUCAGUGUCCUUUACUGGCUCCAGAUACAUAUUGCUCUCCUCAGUGAUUAUGUUUCAAGUGGAAAUAUAGUAUUUUUGGUAACUUCCUAUGUGUAUUUGUAGCGACACAGAUGAAGGAUCUUCUGUGUUUCUGUUUGUAGACUCACUUGUCACAUAGUGUCCCUCUUCUUUUCCUGGAGUUUGGCACAGUCAAGACAUACUGUUCAUAAGAUGAAUUCUUUAUGCUUUGACAGAGGGAACUCCAUUUGCUGGUGGCAUUUUCCGAAUGCGUCUUGUCCUCGGAAAGGACUUCCCUGCGGUUCCACCUAAGGGGUAUUUCCUGACCAAGAUUUUUCACCCCAAUGUGGGCCACAAGGGAGAGAUCUGUGUCAACGUGUUGAAGAGGGACUGGAAGGCAGAACUCGGACUCCGACAUGUUUUACUUGUAAGGAGAAUAAUCAGUCUAAGUUGUUUUUCAGCUUCGCUGAUCCCACAAGUUUGUUUUUACAUUUCCAUCUCCUCUUUUUUUUCCCUCAGACAAUCAAGUGUCUUCUCAUCCAUCCAAAUCCUGAGUCGGCCCUAAAUGAAGAGGCUGGGCGUUUGCUGUUAGAAGACUAUGCAGAAUAUGAGUCCCGAGCUCGUCUGCUCACAGAAAUCCACGCCAUGGGCGGGCCCGGUGGGACUUCUGGGGCACCCCAGGACCCUAAUGAUGGCCCACAGCCUAAAAAGCAUGCAGGCGACCCUACAAAGAGAGCAGGGCCCAGUGCAGCAGCUGUACCGGCAGCUCUGGGUAACGGAGCUAACGGAGCCAGCACCACCAGCAGUAAUAGUAACAGUUCUAGUAACACUAACAAUGUAGCAGGGAAAAAGAAAGCAGACAAAAAGCGUGCAUUGAGGCGACUUUAAUACCUCAUUGAAACCCUCAGUGUGUGAGUGUAAGUGUGUGAGUGAGAGAUUGUGUAAAUAUGAAUAUUGAAGUGUGACGAUAAUGUUUUUGUUCCCUUUUUCUGACUAUUUCUACCACCUACCCAGACUGUCCACUUUGUACUCAUAUCUGAAGUUUGUCCUGUUGGCGUUAGAGGUGUGUCUAUUUCCAAGAUAUGAUGAAAUAUAUUUGUUAGACUUUUAACAGAAAAGGACAACACUUUCAGAGCCAAGAUCAUACCAUUAGGUGUUGUUUUUUUCUCUGGUAUGUGUGAAUGAACAAUACAGGAGUUGGAAUUUACUGUUAAAAACAUUGCCUCUUAUAUCUGCCUGUUAAUGAGACCUGACUAGUUUCAUCCAUGACUUGGCGUCAGCUCCUUUUCUAAAAUUACUCUUGGUAAAAGCUGCUGUGAUGGUACCGUGUACUGCUCAGCCAGACUGACUUGUGAGUUUAAACCAGAACAGUACUUGAAGGAAAUAAUGGAAGGAACGAUGGAAGUUUGUUAAUAAUUAUGUGGAAAAGGAAGCAGAGUCACAUCUGAGAGAAAUAAUGUUACACAGUUAUCAUAAUCCAGCUGAGGCAAAGGUAUAAAAAGAGUUAAAAGUGGAUUUCAAGAGGUCUGUUAUUCUCUUUGUGGAGUCACAACCCCUUUUUAGGUUUUAUUUUUCUAAAAUAGUUUCACUGUCCAGUAUUUUCAAAAAUUGUUUAUAAUUGACAUGUUCAUAUUCAGCUGUCUUGUGGUUUUGUGUGAAGACCUAGAUCAGUGGCUUUAAGGGAACAGGGUAGGUUGCCAGACCACUUUAUAAAAAUCCAUUAUUUUAACGUUUAUCUCGGCUCCCUUACAAAGCAGUUUAGUGCUCUCAUGUACCCAACUCCAGACAAGCCAUGUGGGUAUCAUAGGAGCGAUCAGCAAGAAAACCUCCAUGUUUGAUAAAAUUUGUCUCCCCACUUGUCGCACUGGCUGGUUCCCUGGGCAGGUUUUCUCUCUUUUCUAAAUGCAUGCUGGGCCUACAUUUCCCAAGGAAACACACUGAAGCUUUUGUGUAAAUUUGGAUGGAAAAUGUGCCUCUGGAACUCCUGUCACUGUGCAGACUGUUGGCUGGAUAUUUUAUGUCCAUUUUAAAUUAUUUAAAUUAAUAAAACUUUGAAAUACCAGAAGUGAAACGAAAAAUGACUCAUAUUUGUUCUUUUUUGAGUGGCAUUUAGUAUGGUAAUUGUUAAUCUGGGUUAAGAGCUGUGCAAUAAUAGGUGUGUGUAUGUCUUCCCAUCAGAAUAGCUGCUAAGAAAGAAGCUUUUACUGUUGAGUGACAUGUAAUAUCCCUUCAUUUUGUUUAUAGUGCUCUCCUGUUCUCCAGUGAUGGAAUAACCAUUAUGAGGGGGAAAUCAGUAAUUGCAUCCACCCCAGCAAACCAGUGAGUGAAAGUGCACCCGGUAGAGCGUCAUUGGAUCGUCUAAUGAAGGGCUCCACUAGCCACUGCUGCAGACAUGCAGCAGCCCACCCACCUGUGUAGAAAUAGCAGCCUGCCAUGCAGGUAAUAAUCAGGCCUUUCUUGGACACCUGGGCUCCACAAAACCCUUUACAUCUUCCCAAACCUCA
Molecule: messenger RNA, 4967 nt
Organism: Xyrichtys novacula (pearly razorfish)
Lineage: Eukaryota; Metazoa; Chordata; Actinopteri; Labriformes; Labridae
Source: the annotation of a GenBank genome assembly